Chironomus riparius is the source of this 1145-nucleotide messenger RNA. NCBI's taxonomy places the organism in Eukaryota, Metazoa, Arthropoda, Insecta, Diptera, Chironomidae. The record is from the annotation of a GenBank genome assembly.
UUUUCAUUAAUUUUUUUCGUUGAUUUUUCACUCCAUGAAAUAAUUAAGGAAAUUCAUUAAAUAAUGAAUAAUUUGAAAGGAAAAACAUCAGGAUUUCACCUUUAUUUGGUUGAAUUCUAUGGAAAGAACAAUUUUGAUGAAAAAACGACUUUUGAGAAAGUUCGAGGACUUGCCAAUUCUAGUUGGAACAUCCUUCCAAAGGAACAACGUGAGAACUACCGAUAUGAUUCUGAAGUCAUUGGACAUGACACUGUAGAUCGUAAAGUCGAUAAAAUUAUAGAAAGUUUUAAGGCAAUACAAGCAAAGCAAAAUCAGAAGCGCACAGAAGCAGCACGUAAAGUUAAGUACUUUCUCGAGGAUACAUUUGAUCUAUUUGACUGGAACUCACAUGUCUUCCUCAUUGGUCACGUUAAUUAUCAAGUUAAAGAUAAGAACGACUUUUAUCCAAUCGAGAUUGGCUUAGUUAAAUAUUCAUUCGAUGAAGGUCUAAUGGAUACGAUGUAUAUCCAUAUUAAUUCGAGUCCACUACCAAUUGGAAAUGAGAAAUCCGCUCGCGAACGUUCUGAAGACACUCAUCAAUUACCAUUUAAUACUAAUUUUGGCGUUUCAUUUAAUGAAGCUAAGAUUCAAAUAAGCAAGUUUUUGGACAAUGAAAAGCCAUUCAUAUUUACACUGAAUGAAAAGGACGACAUUGCAGCUGCUCGAUACACAUUUGACAAGAUUAUGGACACUGAAGUUUACGUAGUUCCACUGGAAAAUUUAUUGCUAAGAUCUUAUGAAGCUUUGUACAAGAAGGACUAUGCUAAUGAUCCUUUUGACGUUUUAAUGAAUCAAAAUCCAUGGGAAUUUUAUGAUAUAGGGUGUGAAUAUCAUAAGGACUUAGCAGCUUCAAAAUUCUGCUCGCUGGCAAAGGCUAAACGUUGGGCUUAUCAUCUAUCGAAGAUUUUAUUGCCACCAGAGCUUCUUUAUCCUGUUAAGCACACAAUUUGCUAAUUACAAGACAUUUAUGUAUCAUUUUUAUUUUUAUAUAUAUAUUUUUGCUUUAUUUAACAUUACUUGAGACAUUUUUUUGGUGAUCUCGACUUAAUAGAAAGGAACUGAUUGAAUGUAAUUGAUGUAACAAGAAUAAUAAAACUAAUGCUGGA